Molecule: messenger RNA, 1632 nt
Organism: Podarcis muralis (Common wall lizard)
Lineage: Eukaryota; Metazoa; Chordata; Lepidosauria; Squamata; Lacertidae
Source: RefSeq, a predicted model, not a curated record
CAUUCACUCUACAGGCAAGGAAGACACCACCAUGGCUGUAAGGAUGAAGAAUCUACUUGUUCUUCCAUUCCUGCUGCUUAUCAUUAUAUCUUCCACUUUUGCUGCUUUACUGGGUCAAGGCAACGAAGAUGAGAACACCAGGCUUGUUAAGUCCUAUUUAAGUAAAUUCUACAGCCCUGAAGGUGAGGCCGUGGCCACAAUCAAUAUGGAUGACGAUGUCGCUGUAACAGAAAAGCUCAAGAAAAUGCAGAAAUUUCAUGGACUACGAGUGACCGGAAAGAUUGAUGCCGAAACAAUAGCAAUGAUGAAAAGGGACAGGUGUGGCGUCCCUGAUGUGGAGCAAUUCACCCUCAACCCAGGGGAGCCCAAAUGGGACAGGAAGAACAUCACAUACAGGAUUGUAAGCUAUACUCCAGAUAUGCACGAAUUCUAUGUGGAGAAGGCAAUCGAGGCAGCAUUUAAAGUUUGGAGCAGGGCAGCACCCUUGGAAUUCAAAAGAGUCACGGAUAAAGUGGCAGAUAUAGAGCUCUCUUUUCAACGUGGAGACCACUAUGAUAAUUCUCCUUUCGAUGGGCCUGGUGGGACACUGGCACAUGCCUUUCAGCCAGGGAGCAACAUUGGAGGAGAUGUCCAUUUUGAUGAGGAUGAAACCUGGACCGCAGGGGGCCCACAAGGCCACAACUUGUUCAUUGUCGCUGCCCAUGAGAUCGGACAUGCUCUGGGUCUGUCUCACUCCACCGACCAGGGGGCACUGAUGUACCCCUCCUACACAUACUCGGACCCCCGCACAUUUCAGCUCAACCAGGACGAUAUUGAUGGCAUCCAAACCCUCUAUGGAAAACCUGAUAUCCCAGUAAAAGGACCCAAAACACCAGAAGCUUGUGCCCCCAGCACCACUUUUGAUGCUGUCACCACCUUACGUGGAGAAAUGUUGUUCUUUAAGGGCAGGUAUUUCUGGCGCAAACACUUCCAGUCAGGUGUUCAGCUCGAAUUCAUCGGUACCUUCUGGCCGGAACUGCCAUCUGGAAUACAAGCCGCCUAUGAAAAUUAUGAAACUGAUAACUUCCUUGUUUUUAAAGGAAACAAAUAUUGGGCUCUAAAUGGAUAUACCAUUGAAUCUGGCUACCCUAAAAGCAUCUACCAGCUGGGCUUCCCAAAUACUGUGAAGAGAAUUGAUGCCGCGUUUAGUGAUCCAGAAUCUGGGAAGACAUAUUUCUUUGUAAAUGAGAAGUAUUGGAGGUAUGAUGAAAUUAGACAAUCCAUGGAAACAGGUUACCCAAGGCUGAUAGCCCAAGAUUUCAAAGGAGUUGGCAAAAAGAUUGAUGCUGCUAUACAGCAAAAUGGGUACAUCUAUUUCUUCCGGGGAAGACGGGUGACUCAGUUUGAUCCUCGGAGGAAAAGCGUUGUUCCGCCCAUUCAAAAGAGCAACAGCUGGCUGAACUGUUAAAACAUCUAACGAGUGCUUUCUAAUUAUUAGUUAGCACUCCUGUUGUGCCUAACCUUAAUUUAUAAACAGCAAUUCCUCCUUUAUCUACUGUCAACUGAUGAAUCAACAAUGGCACGUGGAAUUAUCUUCUCACCCAAACGUACAGAAAUUUUGGCUGAGUAAAACGUGCCCUAAAUGUGCUUAUG